AUGGCGUCUCGUGAAGCCGGGGCCGGCGGAGCGCACGCGGCAAGCCGGCCACCGCCGCUCAGGGUGGGGCGGACCAGGGAGCACCGGAUGGGCCGGGACACGCAGCUGCUCGCCGCCGACGGCGGCGCGCCCGUCAGCCUAUUCGUGCUCUGCGGCCACCGCUUCGAGGCCGCGCAGCUCUUCCGCUCCGGCGAGAUGUCCGUCGGCAUGGUCCGGGUCGACGGCCACCCGGUCUCCAUGGCCACCUGCGCCGUCGGCGACCACCACUGGAUGCUGGCCCGGGACGCGCUCGUCGCGCGCGUCGACGCACGCGUCUUCGUAUUCGAGCUGCCCGGCUUUUUCUACGCCGUCGUCGUGCCGCCCGACGCCGAUGGUGGGGUGGCGCCGGCGGAGAGGAGGUGCGACGCGCUCGCAGAGAUCUUUGCACGCUUCUGCGCCUACCAGGAUAUCGUCUCCAAUGCCGAAGGUACAGACGAACCCGACGAGCAGAGUCAGCACUGGAACCCAUGGGUACGCGCCCACGCCAGGAUACAGCGCCUCGGGAGGCCCACCACGCCGCCCGGCCAUGCCGCCGCGGUCGAAGGGACGGCCGCCACUGUCGCAGCCACCGCCAGGCAGAUGGAGCGCGCCGUCCGCACGUCUGCCGUCGUCAAGCUGCUAAACCACUCCCUCCUCGCGGGCGCGAUCCAGCCCGCGCGCCACCUCAUCAUCACCAUCGGCGCGCGCGCCGAGGGCACAGCCACACAGCUCCCCGCCGCCUUCGCCGCGGCACUGCCGAGCAAGUCGGUCGUGUCUGACCUCCUCGACGCCAUCGAGACCUGCAGGACGAGCACGCCGCGCAGGGAGCUGGCCCGACGCGGCAACGGUCCGGGGUGGUGGAGCCUCAACGUGGAGGGCGUCAUGAUGCUGCUCAGGGUCGUCCAGGCGAUGCGGGGCCGGAGGCUGCAGGCGACGCCGCUCGGGGUGGGGCCCAAGAGGCCGCGAGACGAGGGGAACGGCGGCGCCGGGCACGACGGUCUGAGAGGCGGGGGCGGAGCUGCGUUCGGUGGGGGCACGGCGCGGCGGCGGUGUGGCGGGACGCAGAGGAAGCUGGGGAGCACGCUCGGUGCGUGUGGAAGCUCCUGA
Molecule: messenger RNA, 1125 nt
Organism: Lolium rigidum
Lineage: Eukaryota; Viridiplantae; Streptophyta; Magnoliopsida; Poales; Poaceae
Exons: 2
Coding region: 1-1125 (374 amino acids)
Cellular component (GO): plasma membrane
Source: RefSeq, a predicted model, not a curated record